Messenger RNA from Sitodiplosis mosellana (orange wheat blossom midge), 10610 nucleotides. Its product is annotated as probable serine/threonine-protein kinase DDB_G0282963. Lineage: Eukaryota; Metazoa; Arthropoda; Insecta; Diptera; Cecidomyiidae. The transcript has 13 exons. The record is from RefSeq and is a predicted model, not a curated record. The coding region runs from base 2028 to 6506 and encodes 1492 amino acids.
AGUCUCAAUAGUACAGAAUCGCUGAAAUAUUGUGUAUAUCGCUGCUUAUCACAUCAUAUUUCGAUUUAUUAUUAUUUAUCCAAUCAUAAAAUAAAUAGUUUCAAUUUGAGAACCAUUUUUUUUCUCUCGUUUUAUCUAUUAAAAUCCGUGCCAAUAAUUAGUUAGUGCUAUGCCAAGUUUCCAUAUCAUUCACGAUAGAAAAUAAUAACGUGUGAAGUUAAAGUAAAAUAUCAAGCAAAUUUCCGAAAUUGGUGGUUGUCAGAGCAACCAAAAAUUCUAUCGGCUACAUGUUUGUAUUGAGCGAUACGAGCUCUGCUUGCUGUCUACGGUGCAUUGGCAUUUCAUAUCGAAUACGGUGACGGUGUUUGUUGUUCUUGUUGUUGUUAUUUUGCGUUUAGUUUUCGGUUCUGUUAUCGUUGUCAUUUCACCAAUCACUCCAAGUGUGUUGUGUUACGAGUGAAAAGCGUUGUUAUUCUUGUGAGUCUAUUUCAAUCAACAUCAUCCAUCAUCAGGAGUGUUCAAACUGCGGUCAAAAUCAAAAUACGUUCAGCAUCGAAAUUGCGAUUUGGAAGGAGUUUCAUAAUUUAUACGCCUGAAAACCAUCAAUGAUUAGCCGUAUUAAGUAAUCUGAAAUAUAAGACGUGUUGAGUUUUUCAUUGAACAUCAUUCGACAUCGCUACGGUAUUGGUUUUCUUCGUUUGGAUUUUGAAAGAAAAUCUCAAAACCACAAAUCGGUGAAAUUUCAUCGAUAAGCUUGAGAAAACAACAUAAAAAGCGGCAAAAAGACACACAUCACUGGAAAAAAAUUACACUGGCAGCCACUGAACACGCGAAUCAAAUGACCAGACAACACAUAUCACAUCAAAAACAACAAAGCGUAAAAGUAAUUUGAGAGCUACUGUUGCUUGGAUAGGCGAUACUUGACGCGAUAAUAAUACGAAAAAAUAUUUUAAAAAAAAACAACACACCAAACGCACAUCAAGUCUCACCGCAUCGUAAAAUCGUAACAUAUACAAGAGCAUACGUAACAUUGGGCGAAAAAUUAAGGCUAUUCAACCGGAAAUUUGCCGAACGGAUUUGAUACGGUCGUCGUCAUCGUCAUCAUCAUCGUCGUCUGAGUGAGCAUUGAUUGAACCAAUAAUAGUCGUCCUCGUCGUCCUCGUCGUUGUGUGUAUAUUUGAUAUAUACCCCAAUCCGCACGAGCACUGAGCGAAUGGAUAUUGGAAUUUAGAAGAAAAAAACACCAACGGAGUGAGAGCGAGUGACAACGUGGUCGUGAUUUGAUUUUAUCGAGGGUAAAAAGCUCGCACAAACACACACACACACACUAUCACCGAAUUGUGUCCAAUCUCACCCAACAUUCAUAGUACAUAUUGUUUUUUUGUAACUAUAUCCACAUUGCGUGUGUUGCUGAGUUCAUCUGACUAUUGAUGCUGCAAAUAUUGCACGUGAUUGUAGAUUUUGUCGCAACAAAUAACACAACAAUAUUCACCACAUUUUUGAAGAGAAGUGACUUAAAUAUACGUAGAGAACAGAACAGAAAAAAAAUACACAUAAAGAGAGAGAGAGAGACCGAAACAAACUUCACAUACAAGAAAAAAAUAAACUUGAUGAAGAGCAGUUUUUAUUGUAAAUUAAAGUAGUGUGAGAGACGACGACAGACAGACAUUCGAUUUUUGUUUAUACAACUGAAAGCUGAUUCGCAAAAACAAUAAACCGACCGAGCAACAAACAAACAAACCAACCAAAUUAAAUGCAGAGAGACGCAACGUAAAGAAUUUUGUGCAGUUGGACAAUUGAAAUACAAAAACAGAAGAAAAAAAAAACAAUCAAAUAAAAUAAAAGAAGAUAAAAAGAGAAUAUUUAUAUACACACACUGAGAGAGAGAGAGAAAAAGAGACAGUGUGCACGGAUUAUAAGGACACUUGAAACAAUAAUAUACACAGAGUAGAAGACACACACACAGAAGAAAAAAACAAACUGAAGAGCGGCUGAGUGUUUUACAACGCAUAAAACACAAAGCAAUAAUGUUCGGUUUGAAAAUUCGCUCUUGGAUGGAAAAUCAUAUAGUUCGGCCACGCAAAAAAGGGAAUAAGAAUAAAAAUGGAAACAGCAGUGGCAAUUUCGUAACAAGCAUCAACAAUACACAAAAUGGACAUAAAGGGAUAUCAUCAAAUCAAGGAGAUUCUAGUGUUGUUGGCAGUCCAGCGCGUCGUAGUGAAGUGUCACCCAUACAGAAUCAUACAACCAGCCGUUUUGGAUGGCAUUCACCAGAAGAUGAAGAGUUUUGUAAAAUCGACCAAAAUUUACCGUACAUGGUAAAAACGUCGACGUAUUCACCAAAAGUGCGUCCCAUGAACUCAAAAACGAUCAAUCGAAGUAGUAGUAGUAGCGGAAAUUCGCAUGAAAAAACCGCAUCAAAUACCAUUACAUCAACCAUUGCACAACCGUAUUCAAAAAGUGUUGAUACCAAAUAUUUUGCACGAACAUUUAACGACUACAAUAGUUCAAAACUAUCGCCAAGAGAUAAUUCGGCCGUUUUGAGAGCAGUGAGUGCAUCAACAUCGGCCAACAAUACGUUUGCAACCGCAUCGUCGUCAUCAUCAUCGUCGUCGUCGCGACUAAAUAAAUACCGUUAUCAACAUCCAACGUACCACCAAUCACACGAAAUGUUUGAACAACAAACGCAAACGCAACAAGAAUCAAAGCAAAAUACUUUUGGUAAAUAUGAGAAAAAUUUCCACAGUAGCUGCAGCAGCAGCGGCAACAGUAGCAGCAACGUCGCCAGCAAUGGCAUUGGCAUUCAGGCAAACAGUCACACCACCACUUGUGCUGACGAUGGUGAAAAUAAUCAAAUGGUAGUGAUUACGCUAAAUGGAAGCAACGCUCAACAAAAGCAGAAAACCAUGGAAAUCAACAAACAUGCAUCGACAAAACUGUCGAGCACUGACAAAGCGAAUAACCAUCAGCAAUCGUCUAUGAUACCAAACUAUCACAAUAAUCAUUUGGAUUAUCGGAAUGGCAGCCAGAUGAGCUUUUAUGAACAGCAGCAGCAGCAGCAACAACAACCAUAUGAUGAUGAGUUGCAUCGCCAGCACUAUUUUCUCGCUUCAGACCGACAAAAAAGCGAUACAAUGCACAGUGGAAGUGACGGCAGCAGCACCAAAUCCGAACAAAAAAUCCCGAACAUUUAUCAUCAGCAAAAUGGAUUUCUAAUAAAAGCGAAACAGCAACUGGUAAACAACAAUGAAUGUGAUGCCGACGAUCGUGUACUGUUACAACGUAAACCAAAAUCAAAUCAGUAUGGCAAAAUUCUAAAUUAUAAUCGAAAUGGUUCACGGCCUAUUCCAAUGCUACCAUCACCACCAUCAACACCGCCGCCACCGCUAAAUGCAAAAAUUAAAGACUAUCACGAAUCGUCGAAUAAAUUCUAUCAAGAGUAUCCGACGAAUGUGCAUCUGAGCAAUCAGCAACAUAGUCGAUUCAAUGGCAAUGGUAACGUUAACAAUAACAACAACAACAACGAGAUGGGCUCGGCAAAUAAUAACAACAACAAUGCCAAUGGUUUUGAAUUUUAUUCAAACGGAUGUUCACACGCAUCGGUCACAUCGUCGUCCAAUGCGUUGAACAAACAAUCGACAAAGUUGCACGGUAAUGCCAUCGAUGAGAAUACUUUGCACAAUCAACAGCAACAACAGCAACAACUCAAGGAAUUGGUGCAAUCGAGAGCCAAAUGUAAACAAGCGCCAUCAGCGCGAUCAAAUAACGUCUAUCAUCACAACAAUGGGAUCGGAGCGACAACGACGCAUUUAACACCAACACCAAGCAAUCACCAGUUGGCCCAUGUCAUAAAUAGUUUGUCAUCGCCGGAAAGUGCAUAUUCCACCGGUUACUCAACGGAUGGCACAUCACCAUCAGGAACCACAAACAACGCACCCGAAUACUAUAUCAAUAUGCGAACCGGCACACAUUAUUUCCCAAGAGGUGUAAAUGCUGUGGCGGCCGUCGAACGAAGCCGUCAAAAAUUCGGACUCAACAAAAUUGAAGAAACGGUUGGCGAAACGUUGUGCACCACAACGAUCACCAGUGUUACGAGCAACAACAGUGUGCACAGCAAUCAUCGCCGAACGGAAUCCUGUGAUUUAAGCCAUCGUCGUCAUGCAGCGGCCACCAAUAUAUUGAGCAAUAGCAACAGUAUUAGCAAUUGUAAUGGGGUCGCUGCACCCGGCAUUUUAUCCAAGGAAGUGAGCAAUCUACUGCAGGCAAAUACACAUAGCCGAUUAAGCCCCGAUCCGCAACGCCAUUUGGCUUAUCAAACUUAUCGUGGAUUUGAAUCACCAUCUCCGCGACAACGGUGCCGGAUUAAGACUAAUCCGUGGCUUUCAACGCCCGAAACAACAGUGGGAAAUGGCAAUUCGAUUAUGAAGAAAAUGGAUAUAGACACGAGUUCGACAUCGUCUGGCAUUAAAUCCAGCAGUGAUGCAGGAACCGAUGACAAAAAAAGCAAAAACCAUAUAUCAUCCGAGUCGGAGAGUUCAUCGACUGAGAUUGAGGUGAGCCGAAAAUCGGCAUUCUCACCGAAUACGAUUCGCAAACGGAAAAUGGAAAAGCAAUUAUCGGAACGGUUGAGCAAUCGUGCAUCGAACUGUUGUGAUAGCGACGAUGAGGAUGCCACAUUCAAUGAGCUGAUGGGAAAAUUUGACGAGAGCUACAUCUACGAAAAGGAAACGGAUAUUCUAAGCGACGAUUCGGAUCCAACGGAAUGUGGAGAUUCCGAUUUGGAUACGGGACAAGAUGGUGGCGAUGAAUGCGAAACGGAUGAACUACUCGAUAUUGACUAUAUUGACACCGGAUCGAUACAGGAAGUUACCGAUAAAGAUAUGUAUAAAAAUACGGGCAGUUGCACGUAUUUCCAUAAUAAUCAAGCAAUUGACAAGCGUCAAAAUAAAUUGCGAAAAAGUCGAAAGCAACAGAGCGAAGAGAGCAAUGGAUCACGGCGUCGAAAGCGUUUGACACGAACACGCAAACGAAAUAGUGAGUGUCGUGAUAGCAGUCAAAACAGUCACAAACAUUGUUCACCGCAUCGAUUCAGAGAGUCUCGCAGUGUUGGCGGCACACCAGUGUCGUUGCGUCGUAAUAAAUCUACAGACAACCAAUAUAAAAGCACACCCAAAAUGGUUCCAUUGUCUAGUCGAUGUAAUUCACUUACAUUUACCGAAAUCCAUUCCAUUCGUAGUCGAUUUUUGGCUAUAGCCGAAAGUGAGAAAGCACUACUGAAGGCCGACAUUGAAGCCGAUGUAAAAUACAAGCAGCUCAUACACGAGGCCGAAACGAUUCUUGUGUCGAUGAAGACGACAGCGUUGAGAGAAACGCCGGUACCAAGCCCAAGUCGUCGUAUAUGCAAUGUGCCAGCAAAUAAACGUGUUGAAAUGCUACGAAACUGUGAGGCUGAUUUGCGUCGUGAGCUCCUAAAAACGCAAUCGAAACCAACAAAUGAAGAAAAUGUGAUCAAUCGAAAGGAUUCAUUCGAAACGUUGGCCGCACCAAGUAGCCCGGUGAAAAUAAACUAUGCGAAUGGCAAUGGUGGCCGAUUCAGUCCACGUAAAACGCAUUUAACGAAUUUCAUUAAUCAAAAUAUCACAUCGGUCGAAUUGCUUGGGCGACGUCAAAAUGGAAACGAUACACAAAAUAAUCCACCAUCAUCGAUGGAUGGGUACGAAACGAAAAUGAAGCGUUCACCAUGUUUGCAAUUCAAUACAGUCAAUAAUCGUGUUAGGAUUACACCACCAAAAUCACCGAUGCCUCGACGUCGCUUCAGGAGCCAAAGCCCUCGCAUAUGCAUUGAAUCGGACUCAGAUAGUGAUACGCUCAAUGGCAAUGCACCGAAUACGGUGGUGCAAAAGAAACUGGUGUGUCCGGUAUCAAAGCGUGGCGAUAUCAAUCAAAAUAAAGAGAAUAAAUUGCGACAUUCCUUGCGCAAGAGUCAACAGUCAACGGCAAACGAUGAUAUUUUGAAUCAAAACACAAUUCCGGCACAUGAAAUGGAUACGCUUGAUACAGCCGAUCAUCGACCAUUCCGUUCGAUUGAUAUGGCACAUCGUCUGACCGAAUCAUUCUAUUGCCCACAGAGUGAACCUCUCAAACGGAAAAUUUACUCGGAAAAAACACUUGAUCGUUUGCAAAAGAGCUUGGACAUGGAAUCAGAGAUUCCAAAGAAAGCAUUACUGCAGAAGAUUUCGAAUUUGCGUCGUGAUCGACAGCAGCAACAGCAUCAGCAGUCACUUCGAACGGCCCACAGUUUUGAAUACACAACUGUCCAUCAUCUGUCAAAUACAACACUCAACGGUGGCGGUGGCGGUGGCGGUAGCAGUGCAAAUGCCAGCUCUGAAAAUGAUUUAACAAUGCAACACAAGCGACAGCUUAUUUUAAACACUAUCGAAGAUUUAAAACGGAAUCUCGAAGAUCAGAGCAUUGAGUUGUGCGGGCUCAACGAUGAUGAAGAAUAAAAUGUUGAAUUUCAUUUCAGUCGAUUGGAAUCGGAAAUAAUGUUUUCAUUUUAAUUUCCUUUUAUUUCUGUGUUUUUUUUUGUUCUGUGUCCAUAUCAAUGAUAUAAGUUUGUGCAAUGUGAAUGGAAUUUUAUUUGAAUGUUAUCACCAAAAAAAGGAAGAAAAAAAAGAAAAGAAAAGCAAAAUCUCUAAUGUUUUUCAUAUUGUUUAUUGUUGUUUAAAUGGUUGUAUUCAACACACCCACACAUACACUAAAAUGGUCAUUGCAAAUUGAAAGAAAAAAACAUGAAAAGAGAGAGAGCGAGAGAAAAAAUGUCAAAGGCAUAAGAAAAUAGUGAACAUAAAAAUACUCUCGAUUAUCAAACUGAUCACUUUUUACGAUCGAACCUUUUUUUUUCUUCUUUGUAGUGUAAUUUUAUAUUUUUAAUUGUUAUUUAUAAUUCAACUACACGUAGUAGGCAUUUCAUUGAAAACUGUGUUUUUUAUUAUAUUUAUCAAAACGAAUACGUAAUUCGACAGACUUAAGUGUAUCUUGAGAUUUAGUUUUACCUUUAAAAGAAAAUUAGAAACAAAAUUCGUUCAAGUAAAUGAAUUGGCAAUCGGACAUACACAAAUGAUUUUAGUGUAUAAUACUUAGUUCCUUUACGGCGCAAUGCAAACAACUAAAUGGAAAUUUCAAUGGCAGUGAAAUACGUAGAAAAGAAAAAAUCUCACAAAAAAAGUAAAGAAAACAAAAAAGGAAAUUCAGGCGGCUGCAACAUUCAAAUGGAAUAAUAUUCUAAUAAAUGCAAGCUACCCACAUCCGAUGUGCAUUGCAAUCUAAAACAAUAAACAUACUCAAAUACAAAUAUUUAUGAAUAAAUAGAUGAUACAAACAAACAAACAAAACAAAAAUUACUAAUUUUUACAAUAACCUCAUGCUCAGUAACAUUCAAUAUGAAAAUAAGUUUAUUUUCUUAAAUUUAAAUCAAGCAUCAAAGCACACACAUACACACGUGACUGAAUCAUGAGAUAUAGAUAUCUAUAGUGAAAAUUUAACAUAAUAUUCAAAAGGAAAAAAAAAAGAAUGAAUGAAAUAAAUAAUCGAGAUAUUCAAGUGCUGAAACAGAAACGGAAAGAACACUAACAACAAUUUGCAUGUGAAUUUAUGAAUUCAUUCAUUAUUAUCAGAGACUAUUUUCAUAAACACGUAUUUGAUACAUACAAGAAAAAAAAGUAAAACUAAACUGAUAUUGAUGUAGAAUUGCAUUAGAAUGUUAAACUGACGGGGAGCUUCUGAUCCCAUAUCUCGUGGUGUGAUGAGAACGAUGCACACACGACUAACACAUUCAUGGGGACUCAAUACUAAUGAAAUCGAUAUUUUUUUUUGACACAUUAUGCGAGUUGUCAUUGUAAUCGGCAUUCACUUCAAUCUGACACCAGUCAGACAGGUGAUGUGUUUGUUGAUCGAGGAAAAGACCGAUGGGAUUAGAAAGACAAAGAACAAUAAACAAAUCUUAAUUAUGGAAUAUUCAACAAUGAUACAAAAUAAUCCUAGUAAACUUAAAACACAAUGUAGUGAUCAUUUAAAUCGUAGCUCCAUUAGUUUAUUCGUUCAGUAGCAUUUGUAUUGUAUUCCUUUGAUUUUAUUUGUUGUUUUGUUUGUCCACCCCAUUUUUUGUUUGUUUUGUCAAUGUCCGUUGAAUUCCAACAACAAGAAGAGGACAAAAAAUGAGGAAAAAAAUUGAAUUUACAAGGAACUCAUCAAAAAUACUGUGAAAAAUGUGCACUGAACAUUGAUUGAAAACAUAAGAAAAAUGCUCACACAAUUUGUAUCCAAUCAAUAGUCCCGUUCAUUUUAUCAUUGUCCAAAUGUUUGUAUUUUAGUUUCAACACUGGACAUACGCAGCACAUUCACUUGGUGUACAUUGUUAUCUCGAAUUGAUUUCUCACCAAUUACACUAAUCCAUCCACUAGUCAUAAAUGUAAAACAUUCACCACUAAAUCCAACACUCAAUCACCAUUUAAUUUUUAGUAUAGUGAAUUUUCUGUUCAAAUAUGCUAAGAAUUCGAGAAAAAAACGCCCCAUUUUUUGUCAUAUUCGGGUGCGUUAUUUAGUCAGACGAAUUUUUGUUGACGUUUUGUGUUUUGAUCCGGAUCAUCGAAUCGAUGUCAAACUUUAUUUUGCUGUAGGCGAUUUUUUUUUUUAUUGAAUUGAGUAACUUUCUUCCUUUUGUUCACAUUGCAAUAGCAAACGCAAUUGAUCUAACCAUUUUGUAAAUGAUUCAAUUUAUAAUUUCGAUGGAAAUGUAGACAAUUUUCUCUUAAAUUUAUUCCAUAUAUUCUGGUCAUUUAAUGUCAAAAUUGUAUAAUUUUUUCAAAGUCAUGAGUUUUUUUUUUUGUAUCAAAACUACUUGAAAAAGCAAAAUGUCAAGUAAAAUCAAUCGAAAUUCACUUCAAGGCAUUAUUCUACUUCAAGUAGCUUUGGCAAUCACUUGGCGCUUUAAAUUCCUAUAAAGCAUUCAAGUAGCGAAAAAUCGACUUUUCUAAGCGCCAAGAAAGCAAUUAAACCUACCUUAGAUUUUUGGUUGAGUAGAAUCAAUUUUUUCGACUCAAAUUUUUCAUUUAAAAAAUAUUUUCAAAUUGCAAUUAUUUAUGAUCAACGAAAUAACUUUUAUUUUCAAAUGAUCGAAAAAUGGUUGGAAAAAUCAUAGCGAAUUAGCUCAAACUUCAUUUUAUUAUGUCCGAAUUUUAGUUUCAAGACGAAUUGAAAUGAAAACCAAUUGGAUUUUUUUUACUACUACUCAUAGAGAUGAUGUAUUCCGUAGCUCUGUUUGAUUUCGGUAGUAUUCAUUAUGCAUAGAAAUUCGUAUAAAAAUUGAAGCGAAAAUUGAUCAAACGCUAUAUAUAUAACCGUUGAAGCGUUUCGAUGCUUGUCUUGGUGCCCUUUGUAAUUGAAUAUUUAUUCGUUAAACCAAAUAAAAUGAGCUUUUGCAUUCGUUUCUCUUGUUCGUUUCAAAUGCUUUACUUGAAUCAAUAACUGUGUAACAAAAGUAAACUGUGAUAAAAGCGAUAACAGAGAUAGAGAGAGAGACGUGAAAAAGCUGCAACAAUUUUUCCAAACUAGCCAAAAGAUAAAAAAAGGAAUGUAUAUUAAGAAGAACCAUUUCUCUACAAAGCAUUUUUUAUGUGCCAGAUUUUCUUUAACCUGACUUCUACCUGACAAACAUAUUUAUUAUUGAAUUUUAUGAUUCUGCUAUGCCUACCGUUUAUUGACGAACGACAAACCAAAUGAAUAAUAGCGAAAAUCAAACAGGGUGACUGAAACAUAUUCUCGACGAUAAGUAAACACAAUUUUCUUUCGUUUAAAUUUUUGUUAAGCAUUUGCACUGACAAAACAAAUGAAACUGUAUGAAUUAAUUGACUAAUAACUCUAUAAAUCAUUCAUAUUAUUGUAAAAGAAUUGCAGUGUAUUCACAAUUUAACACGGAGUAUAUAAUGUAUAUCGUUUAUAAGGAUUCAUUCCAAAUUUCUAAUGACAAAAAAAAAGCAAAUUAAAAUUCUGAAAUGGUGGACAAAGAAAAAAACCGGCGAAAAUUGGGAACGAAACUCGCAUUCAAAUGAUUUUUACACAUUCGGUCGAUAGAUUAAAUGAUAAUUGAAAUUUCGAAAGCAAAUUAAGUAAACGUUCAGUUUUUUUUUCUCUAAAUAGUAAACAAAUUUUUAUAAGGGAGAAACAAUUAGAAGUAGAUGAAUUGUGUAUACUUUGAAUGAUCGAACCGAUGUGACAUUAUGAUAAUUUAAAAGGUGCAAUUAAUUCCAUAUUUCAAGGUUUUUUUCUUCUUACAUAUAAAUGUGAGAUAAAUGUGUGGACAGUCUGAUUGAAGGAACUUAACGGAUAUUUUUGGCCUAGCUGAUACACAUCCAACCCUUCGACACACAAAACCAAUCAUACACACACACACACUUGCUCAUACAAAACGGAAAAUUCAUCAAUGUUACCUACAACUAAGAAUAAUUAUGGGUCAUGACAACAAUGAAUUAGACAUUAUUCACAAAUCACAUGAUACAAAUAUUUGCAUACAAAGAAAACUCAUUACCAAACUACAAAAUAAAUUUAUACAA